Messenger RNA from Fimicolochytrium jonesii, 4810 nucleotides. RefSeq lists its product as uncharacterized. Bases 304 to 4653 code for a protein of 1449 amino acids. The record is from RefSeq and is a predicted model, not a curated record. The transcript has a single exon. Lineage: Eukaryota; Fungi; Chytridiomycota; Chytridiomycetes; Spizellomycetales; Powellomycetaceae.
CUGGUGUCGACGGGCAAAACGCUACAGUUCAUGAGACAUCUCUGAUAUGAACUUAUGAGGCUUUGAAACAAACUACAUAAAAGGGCAGAGAUAUCCCGAAUACCUGCGCAGCGUUAUAAUCUACGAGAUUAAGCGAAUCACACAGAUACGGACAAAGCUGUUCUCGACCAUCCGGUGCCCCUCGAGCCGCACGGUUUUCAUUCGUUCUUGGCAACGAGGGUUUCGACACUAGGGCUCGCCAUACCCCUUACUGGGCAACUUUGACUUACCCGUUUGCCGCACCUAUCUGUUCGGUCUCAAGCCAUGGAAGCAAGCAGUCAAGCUCUGGAAGAGCCCGAUAAUGAGCAGUACGAUGAUGAGGAGGAUGGCAUUGGAGCAACCGACGAAGACGACGAGGGAGCGUAUGUUCGCGACAACAAUGGAGAAGAAGUAGAAGAGACCGAGGAGGAGUACGAGGAAGAAGUGAUCGCGGCUGCGACCCCUGAGUCGAUUCCGCACGUUUUAGAAGUACGAGAUGGGAUCAACCACAGAGUGCUACGAGCCGUUUCGCGGCCCACCGACGACGGAAACUCGUUACGGCCGGUUCACGUAAGAGCUGCUCGUCGCCGCGUUAUUGAGGAAGAGGUGGUGGAUAGCCAGAUGGUGCCUGACGUCGGCGAGACCGACCCACAGGAAACCGUGGAAGUAGAUGCAAGUGCGGGAGAGAAGGAAGGUGUACUGAAACGAGCAUUGCAUUACGUGACGGGGACGGGGAAUGAGCAUACGCCCACUGUGGAAGAGGCUCCUACGAAGCCAGAGGAAGGCAUGGUAGCGAGAGCCCGGCACAUCUUUACCUUCGACACCACGCCAGCUCCCGAGAAGCCAGUGGCGCAAGAUGUAGACGUCGCGAAUGGAUCUGGUAAUGCAGCUGAGCAGCCUGCUGAGCCGAAGGAGGGCAUUGUAGCGAAAGCAGUGAGCAUGUUCACGUUCGGCGCCGCGACUGAGACGGCGGAAGAACAGGCGCACGAUCAUCCGAAGAAGUUCCUGGGCAUGUUCAGGCGCUCUAGCGACGACAAGGUUGAUUCAGCGGAUGGUGCAGCGGCAGUCAAGGCCCAACCCGCCCAGCCGUAUGCAUUGCCACUGCUACAUGAGGAUGCGGACGAUACGCCGCGGCCACAGCACCUGCGGAAGCAUGCGUUCCCCUUUGGCAGUUUCAAAUAUGGUGCCAACGCAAACGCCACCACAGCGGCUGCGACGUCCACUGAAGCGGCGAAGGAUGUGGGGACUCCACCUGCUGCCCCGUCGCCCACGACCAAGCCUAAAAACCGACAAAGGGCGGAAAGGACAGCGGAGGUUCCGUCGCGCACCAGUUCACCUGCCCCCGAACAAGCCCCACAGCAAGCCCCUCAACAAGGCCUGCUGUCGAAGGCUGCACAUGCACUUUUGCCGGAAGCCAUAGUAGGCGCAGCUCCUGCUGUGAAUGUAGAAGUAAAUAUAAACAACGACCAUUCGCGCGAAAGCUCAGCUUCACCGCAACCGGAGCCAGGAUUCCUAUCAAAAGCCGCGCACACAUUGCUUCCAGAGGCGCUACUAGCUGAUGCGGUUGUAAAGGAAAAGGACCACCACAAACAUAAGCACCACUCUCGCAGUGGCUCAGGAACACCAGAAGAAGGCUUCUUGUCGAAAGCCGCGCACACGCUGUUACCGGAGGCGUUGCUGGCUGAGACGUAUGUGGCUGCGAGAGAUCAUCACCACGACCACAAACACUCGCAUCAUUCGCAUCCUCAUCAUUCGCACCAUUCUCGGUCACGGUCAUCUUCCCCGCAUGAAGGGAUCAUUUCUAAAGCCGCUCAUGCUGUAUUACCGGCGGCGCUGAUAGCGGAGUCCUUGGUGGGUGGCCACGACUCGAAACAUGACAAACACCAUCAUCACUUCCGUGCCGAUUCACCGCACGAAGGACAUUUGGCGAGAGCCGCCCGUAAAGUGCUCCCGGACGCGCUGUUGCCGGAAUCCCUCGCAGACGAAAGGGAUUCGAAGCAUCCCAAGCACCAUCGUAAGCACUCAGAUUCCCACCACCACCAUCACCACGAAGGGCUUAUGGCGAAAGCGGCUCGUAAAGCGCUACCGGAGGUGCUGUUGGCCGAGUCGUUUAUAGCCGAGAAGCAAAAGCAUGCGGAUCCUCCUGAAAAUGAAGGGUUUGUGGCGAAGACUGCUCGUAAAAUGCUUCCGGGAGCGUUGCUGGCCGAGUCGGUCCUGGUCGACAGGGACAACCACCACCAUCAUGAAGGGCUUAUAAGCAAAGCUGCUCGGAAGGUGUUGCCGGAGGUCCUUCUGGCUGAGUCCCUUGUAGCUCAGAAUGAGUCGAGGCACCCGGAUACUUCGCAUCCUGAAGGGCUUAUGGCAAAAGCCGCUCGGAAAGUGCUGCCUGGGGCACUGCUGGCCGAGUCGAUUGUUACGGAGAAAGGAAAUCACUCAGAUGCUCACCAUGAAGGGAUUAUAUCGAAGACUGCUAGGAAGGUGUUACCCCAAGCACUACUAGCCGAGUCGAUCGUACAUGCGGAAGGAUCGAGGGACCAUCAUAAUGGACAGAAAGACGAUCGUUCUCGGUCGAACUCAAACUCACCUGCCCAGCAGGAAGGGUUCUUCAAGAAGGCCGCUCACACCGUGCUCCCAGCGGCGCUGCUGGCCGAAUCUGUUGGAGACUCAAAAGAUUCCGGGAUGUUGCACAAGGCGGCACAUAUGAUCCUGCCAGCAGCCUUGACUGCUGCAGCGGUUCAAGAAGGGGAAGACCACAAGGAGAAGCAGGACGAGAAGCAGGAAGACCCGGAGCAAGAGAAGCUGUUGGAACAACAUUUCGCGGAUCUGAAUCAAGCUCAGGUUGAACAGGAGCAAGCUCAAGUAGGACAAGGGCAAGCUCAAGUGGGACAGGUGCAAUCCCAACCUCUUCCCGACCCACAAUCCCAAGGGGUGAGCAACCCACCAUUCAACUACGAUUACCAGUCGAAAACGCUUCCCAACCCCGCCCUCACUAGCUUAACAUUGCAACGGCGUCCCAGCGCUGCAUCCGGAGGUCCCCGGCGGAAUACGCUCUCCCGCCUGCUCUCCUUGUCCCACCUUUCCUUGCACCGCCGAGGUAGCAAAUCCAACCUCUCUUCCAAUUCGGGAUUGGUCAACAGCCAGGCGACGCUUAGUAAUAGCGAGGGGGAUUUGUCUGGGAAUGCCCCCGAUUCCAACGCCAAACAAGGUAGCACCGCCAGGUCCCUGACCAAAAAACUUGGGCUGCGGUGGAAAUCCCGCGGCGGGACGUCCUCGAGUGAUUUGCGCGAUGACAAUGGCGCGGGAGGGGUGCUUCUCGGUGGUUGGGAUGGAAAGACGAACAAGCAGUUUGAGGAGCAUCGGCAGCAAGGCAGCCUGCCGAUGAGGAACGACGAUAUGGGAAGCCUGAUGGCGGGGAUGUACAGUGGAAAGGGCGGGUUUGGGCCGCGGCCAGCCACGUUUGGGCGGCCGCCAUUGCCUGUGGAGCCGAAAGUACAGGAAUUAGAAGCGCAACCUUCCGUGCAGGGCACCGUGGCUGAGACACAGCAGCAACAGCCAUUGCAACCCACCCCGCGGCCGCAGCUACCGCAGCAGCCCGUCUUACUGCAACCGCAGGCUGGAGCGUAUCCUGAGCACGUUCACGACACGCCGAUGCCACCUUCAGGUCAAUGGAAAGUCUCGCAGGAAACCAUCCGUCCACGGCCGCCGUACAAUAUACAAACCAACCCAGCGUUCCUCACGAGCGGUGCGACGUCCACAAACGUGAGCCCGCAACGUAGUCAAGCGGAUAUAGUAGCGCCUGCGGGAUGGGAAGCGUCCCUACAGGGAGGUAUCCUCGGUGAUGCCAAAGGUCAAGUUGGAGGAACGACGGCCCCGCCCACGGUUGCAGGGUUUCUGGACUCCGCCGACUCGACCACCGUGUAUAAUCUCCAGAUGGACCUCGCAAGUGCGCACGCCCUCACUAAUGCCCAAGCGUCUGCCCUCACCCGCAUCCAGUCCGCCAACGAAGGGCUUGCGACGCAGAUCGCGACUCUGAAGCAGCAGUUGCAGGUCUCACAGGACGCGCAAAGAACGCACGCAGAGCUGGUUUCCGCUCACGCCGCGUUACGCGGGCGAUGCGUGGAGUUGGAAGGCGUAGUCGACGGUUUGCGUGCCCAAUUGGAAGUCGCGGGUGAGAUCAGAGCAACGGGAGAUGCAACCACUGUCGCACUGGAGCUGGAGCAAACAGUGGUGGAGCAGAAUCGCACAAUCGAAGGGUUGCGCAACCGAGUCGGGGAGCUGGAGAUUGCCAUCAAGCAGCGCGAUGCGAUGGCGGUGGCUUCGCUGCAGAAGAUUCAGGUCACCCAGAAACGGAUGGUUGACAUCUACGAGGCGGUGACUUACACCGGCAUUGGCGGACCUGGUGUUGCAGCAGCGGCCGCCGCUGCUGCCAUCGAGUACACGGGUCGCCCAGCGAGCCUACCUUGGAAUCCAGCCAUGAUGGGCAAGCCGAUGGUUGCCAGCGCGCCCCCAGCAUAUGGUGGCAUGAGUACGGGCAGGCUGGGCUACCCGCAGGAUGAGUAUAUGUACGGAGGCAUGGGACAGGGACAAGAUUUCGGGGCCGCCAUGGCUGCCCUUUACUCUGGGAGGUCUUACUGAUUGGCAUUAUGUUGUAUAUUCAAGACCCGGGUUCUGCUUUAUGGCGUGCAUCAGCAUCAUCAUAUUUAUUGUGGCAAUUGUUGUCGCUUCUCCUCGACCUUCUUCCAUAACUUUGUACCUUUUUCAUCUAUACGCUUGUUUUUCAAUCAUAUUUGCA